UCGAUCAUUAUUCCACAGAUUGAAAUUAAGUUUAUGUAUAAUGGCAGUAGUCAACAGCUCGCAGAAAGCAGGGCAUGUCUUGGUCCUCGCAUUUCCAUUUGGAAACCAUGCAAAUCCAUUGCUGACCUUGGUGUGCAAGCUGGCCAGCGCUGCCCCGGACGUGUUGUUUUCCUUCUUCAACACAGAGAAAUCGAACGCUUCCCUUUUCUCGAAGCCAAAAUCAGAGGCCAUUCCAGACAACAUAAAACCAUAUAAUGUCCCGGACGCUCUGCCCAAAGAUUAUGUCAUGUCAGGAAAUCCACUGGAGGCCGUGGACAUAUUCCUCAAGCCGGCACCCGAAAUGUUCAAAGCAGGUAUAGACAAGGCCGUGGCGGAGAGAAGCGAGAGGCGGGUCAGUUCCCUGAUCACAGAUGGAUUCCUGGUCUUUGGUGGAGAGAUUGCUGAGAGUUUGGGCAUUCCAUGGUUUCCUGUUUGGUUGCCCUUGGCCUACACCCUAUCCGCUCAUAUAUAUACAGAUUUUAUUCGCCAGAUCUGUGCCGAAGAAGCCAUUGCAAACGGUGGUAAUGAAGAUUGGCGUCAGCACAAAAGGCUGGAAGUCAUUCCAGGAUUGUCUGCCAUGCUCAUUGCAGACGUGCCCGAUGAAGUACUUCCUAGCGAGUCGGUAUUUGUCAACACACUGAGUAAACUCGGACAUGUGCUUCUGCAGCCGGCAGCCAUUGUCAUGAACUCGUACGAAGAACUAAGUUCCACACCUCUCAACAAUGAUCUGAAAUCCAAAUUUCGGAAGGUGCUUAAUGUAGGGUUUCUCUCCCUCUCAUUACCACUGCAGCCGCUUCCAGCUUCAAACUCCGAUGCCAGCGGCUGUCUUACGUGGUUGGAUGAGCAAGAAGCAUCAUCGUCUGUGGCGUAUAUUAGUUUCGGAACAGUGGCAGCCCCACCUCCGCACGAGUUGAUUGCUUUGGCUGAGGCAUUGGAAGAGAGUGGAAUGCCAUUUCUUUGGUCUCUUCGUGACAACAUGAAGCAGCUAUUGCCGGAUGGAUUCGUCGAAAGGACUAACAAGCAGGGUAAAAUAGUGGCAUGGGCACCUCAAGCUCAAGUUCUGGGACAUGCUUCGAUCGGGUUGUUUGUAACACACUGCGGGUGCAAUUCGGUAUAUGAAAGUAUUGCAAAUGGUGUGCCGAUGAUCUGCAGGCCGUUUUUCGGAGAUCACCGAAUGACGGGGAGGUUGAUAGAGGAAGUAUGGGGUAUUGGAGUGAGCAUUGAGGGUGGAGUAUUUACGAGAAGUGGAGUGCUCAAGAGCUUUGAGCUCAUUUUGUCAAAUGAAGAGGGGAAGAAGAUGAGAGGUUCAGCACGAAUGCUCAGAGAUGUUCUAGCAGAGGCUGCUGGCCCUUCCGGAAGUGCUGUGGAAGAUUUUAGGACUUUGGUAGAUUUGAUUAUUUCUUCGACUUAAGCAACUAGAUUGUUGUGUACGUUGUUUUCUUUAAUUAUCGAUCUGUUUUUGUCUGCCUUGCUGUCUUACAUCGUCUGCGGUCUUAAUCGUAUCUUGUUUAAAAGUCUCUUCUUAUUUAAUAAAAUAUCUGACUGAAGAUGAAUAAUCCCCCCUUCUGUACGUUUUCUGUGUUGGGGUACAUGAUUAAGACAUGCAUAUCA
Molecule: messenger RNA, 1650 nt
Organism: Rosa chinensis
Lineage: Eukaryota; Viridiplantae; Streptophyta; Magnoliopsida; Rosales; Rosaceae
Product: anthocyanidin 3-O-glucosyltransferase 7
Exons: 1
Coding region: 41-1450 (469 amino acids)
Molecular function (GO): UDP-glycosyltransferase activity
Source: RefSeq, a predicted model, not a curated record